GUUGGAUGCUUUUUCACUUCACGAAGUUUCCAAUAUCUCACGCGGACGGUUGCGUGCGUGUCCCCUUCUCCAUCUUAGCACUGUUACGGGGACACACACCGGUCUGCCCCACUCUCUCUCGCUUUUUCUCAGAGAAUAGUAGAGAUUCUCCCUUUGAAUCAUCGGUCCAAACUCGCUCUCUAGUCGUAGUUCUUGUAUCGAGGGCAGAUACUUCUGCGGAUAUGGAUCAGGACCAGCGGGGCCAGGUCGGUUGGGCGAGAUCCCCGGAGUCGCUGGCGGAGUCUCGGGAGAAUCUUCGGAUAGGUUCCGAGAAUACAGGCGAGGUUCCUGUCCGGAUCGAGCUCGAGAUUGGUAGUGGAAGCGGCAGUGAUAGCAAAGAAGUGGACAAUAAAGAGGUCGGCAAUGUGGGUUCGUUGGACAAUGGUGGCAGCAGCUCUCCAGGUCAGAUUAAGUUGGAAAGAUCAAAAACCGAGAGGCAAAGACAUAACAACAUACAUGCUGAAGAAAAGCUAAAACUGUUGACCAGAAUGGCUACUGUAAAAGAUGAUGGAACGGUAGUAUUUGAAGUCCCAGCAGAUGUUGAUUCACAAGCUCUUGGUGCUGGAUCUGUUGGUGCUUACAAUGAUACUGUAUAUGCAGAGACUCUAGAUGCAACAGACCUUCAUUACAUACGACCACUGCAAAUAGUAAUGCUUAUUGUUGGCACACGUGGGGAUGUUCAGCCGUUUAUUGCAAUUGGCAAACGUUUGCAGGACUAUGGCCAUCGUGUUAGGCUAGCAACUCAUUCAAAUUUCAAAGAAUUUGUCUUGACUGCUGGGUUGGAGUUUUACCCUCUAGGUGGAGAUCCAAAAGUUCUUGCUGGUUACAUGGUUAAAAAUAAAGGGUUUUUGCCUUCAGGGCCUUCAGAGAUACCUGUCCAACGAAAUCAAAUGAAGGAAAUUAUUUAUUCUUUACUUCCAGCUUGCAAAGACCCUGAUAUGGAUUCUGGUAUCCCCUUUAAAGCGGAUGCAAUCAUUUCCAAUCCGCCAGCAUAUGGGCAUACCCAUGUGGCAGAGGCACUAAAAGUACCAAUUCACAUAUUUUUCACGAUGCCAUGGACGCCAACUAGCGAAUUUCCACAUCCUUUAUCCCGUGUGAAGCAGCAAGCUGGAUAUAGGCUGUCAUAUCAAAUUGUUGACUCCUUGAUUUGGCUUGGGAUUCGGGACAUGAUCAAUGAUUUGAGGAAGAAAAAACUGAAGCUUCGUCCUGUAACAUAUUUAAGUGGUUCACAAGGCUCUGACUCUGAGAUCCCACAUGGAUAUAUAUGGAGUCCUCACCUGGUUCCUAAGCCAAAAGAUUGGGGACCUAAGGUUGACGUGGUUGGAUUUUGUUUCCUUGAUCUUUCAUCAAAUUAUGAACCUCCUGAACCUCUUGUAAAAUGGCUUGGAGCUGGUGAAAAGCCUAUUUACAUUGGAUUUGGUAGCCUUCCUGUUGAAGAGCCAGAGAAAAUGACCCAAACUAUUGUGGAUGCACUGGAAAGCACUGAACAAAGGGGCAUCAUUAACAAAGGCUGGGGUGGCCUUGGGAACUCGUCAGAACCAAAGGACUCCAUUUACUUAUUGGACAACUGCCCUCAUGACUGGCUAUUCUUACAAUGCAAGGCUGUGGUGCAUCAUGGAGGUGCUGGAACUACGGCUGCUGGUCUUAGAGCUGCGUGCCCUACAACCAUUGUACCUUUCUUCGGUGACCAACCCUUUUGGGGAGAGCGGGUACAUGCAAGAGGAGUAGGUCCUGCACCCAUUCCUGUUGAGGAGUUUACACUUACGAAGUUGGUUGAUGCAAUAAAGUUUAUGAUAGAUCCAAAGGUGAAAUUGCGUGCGGUCGAACUUGCAAAGGCCAUGGAAAGUGAGGAUGGUGUCACUGGAGCAGUGAAAGCCUUUUUUAAACAUCUUCCUUGCAAAAAGCCUGAUCUCGAGCCAGAACCAGUGACAUCGAGUUUUUUCUCUUUAAGUAGAUGUUUUGGUUGUUCUUGAAAUUGUUGGUGGAUGUUGUCAGACCUAAUUCCAUGUAUUUCUUGUUCAAUUAUUUUGUCUUGACAGUGUAUAUAAUAGUAUGCCCUGUGUGGUCUCUGCUGAGAAGAGAGAGAGAGAGAGAGAGAGAGAGAGAGGAAACUGCUUGGGAAUCAUGUUCAUAAAAGGCCAUUCCUACUUCAAGAGUUGUAAUUUCAAUCUUUAUUCUAUUAAAAUAUGAUUUUCUUUUAUCAA
Molecule: messenger RNA, 2243 nt
Organism: Carya illinoinensis
Lineage: Eukaryota; Viridiplantae; Streptophyta; Magnoliopsida; Fagales; Juglandaceae
Product: sterol 3-beta-glucosyltransferase UGT80A2
Exons: 14
Coding region: 6-2012 (668 amino acids)
Biological process (GO): carbohydrate metabolic process
Molecular function (GO): UDP-glycosyltransferase activity; hexosyltransferase activity
Source: RefSeq, a predicted model, not a curated record